AUAUAAUUAACUACAAUAAUACGGCGGAUAAGAACUACAAUCGUCCUCUGCUAACAAACUGAACAUUUUGCAGGUUCUGCGCUAGUCGGCUUCGUUUUCGUCCCCAGAAUUAUAAGUUGAUUGACCACAUUUUGCAUUUGUUAUGGAGAGAAACGGCGAGAGAAAGAAGAGCUAAAAGACUGGAAGAGGAGAGGAACGGCUUUUGUACAAAAGGGGGGUAGAAGAGCAAAAUUGAAGAACAACGAAGGGUUUUUGAUGCGAUAAACACCUGAUUUCACUGGUGGGGUUUGAUUGUUGGAGUGCAAGUCAAGACGCGAAGCUAUUAUGUAUUGAAGGAAGUUAGGAGGAUGAUCCUUUGAUGGUCUUCUGUAAAUCGGGAAGAAAGUUGACGGGCAGAGAGGGAAGAUGGUGGAGGAUUGCUCUUUGGUCCAUAAGGAUGCUUUUGGGACAAAACCUCACAAAAAAUAUCCAAUUUUGUUGAGGACUGUUGUUUUGACUGUGGUAAUGAUUAGCAGUAUUUAUAUAUGCUCAAUAUGUUUAAGGCAAAAGGGGUUUUUUAUCAGCCCCAAUAUGAUGAGGGUUGAAAUCAUGAGUAAACAUUGUCAGUACCCUGGAAUUAGUGCAUCUGAAAUUCCUUACAUUCACUACCCAAAACCGACAAAUUAUACUAGGGAUGACUGUGCAUGCAUUCCAGUUCGGUAUUUUGCUAUAUUAUCGAUGCAAAGGUCCGGUAGUGGUUGGUUUGAGACAUUAUUAAAUAGCCACAUCAAUAUUAGCUCCAAUGGAGAGAUAUUUUCUGUAAAGGAAAGGCGAAGCAAUAUUUCUACUAUCAUAGCCACAUUGGAUAAGGUGUACAAUUUGGAUUGGUAUAGCAGUGCCUCUAAGAAUGAAUGCACUGCUGCUGUUGGUUUGAAAUGGAUGCUUAAUCAGGGUCUGAUGAUGAACCAUGAGGGUAUAGUAGAAUAUUUCCAGAAUAGAGGUGUUUCUGUUAUAUUCCUCCUCAGAAGAAAUCUUCUUCGUCGAUGGGUUUCAAUUCUAGCGAACUCUCAUGACCGAGAAGCAAAGCAAUUGAAUGGAACUCAUAAAGCUCAUGUACACUCACGAAAUGAGGCUGACAUUCUUGCAAGAUUUAAGCCAUUGAUUGACGUGAGAAAGCUCAUUCUAGAUAUCAAACAAACUAGUAAAUGGAGUGCGGAUGCUCUUCAGUACUUCAAUGGCACCCGGCACAUUAUCUUAUACUAUGAGGAUCUCAUUCUUAAUCAAACAAAAUUAAUGGAUGUUCUUAACUUCCUAAGAGUGCCACGCAGAGAGCUCAAAAGCCGGCAUGUCAAGAUCCAUACAAGACCGUUAUCAGAGCAGAUUGAAAACUGGGAUGUCGUCUCACAAUCACUUAAAGGGACUGAGUUUGAAAGUUUCUUGCAGUUUGACUAUGGAAAAUAGAAUAAUAAUAAUAUUUACUGCUGUAAAUAUGGUUGGCAAUACCUGUUCUUUUGUCGAUACUAGCGGAUUCGUUCAGACUAAUUUUUCCCGCAGCAGGGAAAUUUUGGCUACUUCAAAGUGUCUUUGACUGCUAACAGAAAAGUUUUUCAGGGGUUUCUUAAAGGCAUUUGAGCGAAACAUGCGUCCUUUUAAGAUUUUAUAUUCCUUGUAUGAUUUUAUAUUUAGAGCUGUUUCUUGCAACCUAUCAAACAGCACGGUUGCUAUUCUGUUCUUCUUGUGCAAAACAUUCUUUUACUUGAUAACAAAAUUAUUACC
Messenger RNA from Phalaenopsis equestris, 1755 nucleotides. RefSeq names its product nodulation protein H-like. Lineage: Eukaryota; Viridiplantae; Streptophyta; Magnoliopsida; Asparagales; Orchidaceae. The record is from RefSeq and is a predicted model, not a curated record. Bases 406 to 1440 code for a protein of 344 amino acids. The transcript has 6 exons.